Molecule: messenger RNA, 1002 nt
Organism: Dujonia railenensis
Lineage: Eukaryota; Fungi; Ascomycota; Pichiomycetes; Serinales; Debaryomycetaceae
Source: the annotation of a GenBank genome assembly
AUGGCUCCGCAAACUCCGCUCAAUUUAAAUGAACCGUUGAGCAAGGACUCCAAAUCAACACUUGAACAAGUUCCACUCACCCCAGAAUUGGCAACUGCUGGAUUGACUUUACAUGGAGACUAUUAUAGACAAAGUCAAGCCAAAUUCAACAAGUACUUGGUUUGGCAUCCAUACUCGCUUGCAUUUGUUGCUGCUGCCACUUCGAUUUACGGAUACUUGCAAUUUGCUAAGGUAAUCGCUGAAUCAUCAAGCUUUUGGGAAUUCCUUUACCUGCCAAGCACAAUUUCUAGAGCAAUGAUCACUUUACCGGGGGUACUCUUUGGUUUAGCGUGUGUUGGACUAUUCAGCCAUUUAGUUUCUGAUGAUUUCAAGACAAUCACUGACAACUUAGAGAUUUCUACCUAUUCUACUGCCAUUUUCGGGUUUGACUUGAUCAAGUUUGCAAACUUGCCGAUCUUCAAGAAACUCAGCGACGAUAAGGCUGCCUAUGAUAAUGGAGAGAACACCUCUGUAAUCAUUUACAGAGAUUCGCCUAUAGCAAUUGCGACCGUUACUCCUUUGGAAGAACAAUCAGAUGAAUCCAACUUCGUAGUACAAAUCUCCGGCUUACACGUUAGAAAGGUGUUUGCCAAAGUAGACUUUGAUGAAAUGUUGCUUGAAUGGGCUCUCACAAGAGCCAAGUUCUUGGCCAACACUAACCCAAAAUACAAAGACGCCAAAGUUACUGUUUUGACUGACGCCUACUCAUUUGAUUCUCAAAGAAUAAAAUUGCUUAAGUCCAAUUUCUUCGAGAAGGUAAAGUCUUCAAGGACUUUGAACCCAUUCUCGACUAUCAUUCAAGCUGAGAAAGAGUUGGAAGGGUUGGUUAAGAAGAAGAAUCCAAAUACAAACUCAACUUUCUUCGGAAUAAGACCAGAAGUAUUGACCAGUAUAUUCGAUGCUUCCAGAAUAACCUAUUCGUUGACUAUAAACAGGAAGGUACCAAUCGAGGAAAUAAAAUAA